Molecule: messenger RNA, 843 nt
Organism: Symbiodinium pilosum
Lineage: Eukaryota; Dinophyceae; Suessiales; Symbiodiniaceae
Source: the annotation of a GenBank genome assembly
AUGGUGAUGGGCGGGGCAUCAGAAAUCCUAAGAGUUUUCGAGGAUCUCGAGAGAGAGUCCGGGAAGAGCCUGGUCUUCAAUGCUGAGCCUGCCUGCUUUCCUGACACGGAAGGCAUUUGCGAGAAGCAUCCACCGGCAAAGUACCGCUGGCGCUUCUUGAACGCCGGGCUCAUGGUAGGCCGUGUACACGCAUACAAGAACAUGCUAAGGGAUCCCCAGCCCAUUGCUGUCAACGACCAGUGGUGGUUUCAAAUAUAUCGUCGGGAUCACCCCGACGAGAUCCUACUGGACACAUACUGCAACCUCACAUGCACACUGUACACCAUUGGUCAGCUAGGUGAUGGACUUGAGCUUCUGAAUGGUCGGGUCCAUGUGCGGCAAACAGAGACUUUGCCUCCUCUGGUGCAUUUCGUCAGCUUUGGUCACCGUACAAAAUGGAUAGAUGGAAGGCCUACUUCAUACUUGCAGGAGACCUUCAGGCAGCUGUUUCCGGAGCAUUCGGCCAGGCUGAUGGAUGGAUGGUGGUUAGGUGCCAACGUUGGUGCCACGCACGACCUUACCAUUUACGAAGGAGAGGGCCGAAGCCUCUUGGCAAUGAUGACUUCCUUUCUGUGUCUGCAGUGUACCUUCAGCGGUAUUGAAUCGGACGACUGCUAUGAGCUUCGGGGCACUGCCACCUGCUUUUGGAUGAACUCUUGCUGGUUUCUGGUCAUCCUGACUUUGGCCUUCCUUGUGUGGCUUUUGGUGUGGGGCCAGAACUUCAGACACCGUCUACAUGCUUUGUGCCUCACAGUGCGGUAUGCCCAGCUCAAUAACCAGAAGCCACCAGGCUUGGACUGCUGA